AUGGAUGUUGAAACUAUUAAACUACACCUUUUUCGUUUUGGAUUUGUUGAGAACUAUUUUGUUUGGACGUAUCAAGGAGAAAAAGAAGUGAUCGAUGAGAUGUCUAUUGAUUUACCUAAUGAUACACAACCUGGAUUGGGAUAUGAUAAUCCAUAUCGCCAAAUGGUUUUGGAUGCAGCUGGAUCAAACUUUGGUCAGGGCUCGAGUUGGCAAUCUUAUAGUAAUGACGAACCUGAGUCGUCUCAUCAUUGUGAACCUCCAAUGGAGGAACAUCCUAAUCCUUCAAUGGAGCAGGAACCUAAUCUUGAGUCGCAAAGGUUUUAUGAUUUACUUCAAGACGCUGAUGCAGAAUUGUAUCCUGGUUCUUCCAUCUCUCAACUUGCCGUAGUUUCUAGGAUGCUAAAUAUAAAAAUGGAGAAUACUUUGUCACAGAGGGGUUAUAAUCAAGUGAUGCAACUAUUGAAAGAGGCAUUACCUGAAGAUAACAAGGUUCUCGAUAGUUAUUAUCAAACCAAGAAGCUAGUGCGUAGCUUGGGUUUGCCUGUUGAAAAAAUUGAUUGUUGUAACUCAGGAUGUAUGUUGUAUUGGGAAGAUGAUAUAGACCUAACAUCUUGUAAAUUUUGUGGCUAUGAGAGGUUUAAACGUCGUGUUGGUUCUCGUAAGAGAAAAUUGGUCCCUUACAAAAAAAUGUAUUAUUUUCCUCUUAUUCCUAGAUUGCGGAGAUUAUAUGCAUCUCAUGCUACAACUGCCGACAUGAGAUGGCAUCAUGAGCAUAUACAAGAAGAGAGGGUAAUGCGUCAUCCAUCAGACUCUGAGGCUUGGAAGAACUUUAAUGAAACUCAUUCCUUUUUUGCUUCUGAACCAAGGAAUGUGAGGUUGGGGUUAUGUACUGAUGGUUUUCAGCCAUUUGCUCAAUCUGGAAGAAAAUACUCUUCAUGGCCGGAGACAGAUGUGGAAGCAUUUGACAUCUCAAAAAAGCAAAAUUUUCAAUUACGGGCAGCUUUGAUGUGGACUAUCAAUGACUUUCCAGCAUAUUCUAUGUUAUCAGGAUGGAGUACCAGUGGAAACUUAGCAUGCCCUUAUUGUAUGGAGGAAACACAAUCCUUCAGAUUACAAUAUGGUGGGAAGACAACUUGGUUUGAUAGUCAUAGAAUGUUUCUUGACCAAAAUCAUCCAUUUAGGAGAGAUCGUAAGAACUUUCUUAAAGGUCAUAUUGUCACCAGAUUGCCACCACCUGUAAGAACAGGACAGGAAAUUUUGAAUCAAAUAUGUGAGUUGGGGAUAAGGAAAGUAACUGAAUUAGAUGCAAAAGAAGUUAAUAAAAGAAUUUGUAAGUCUUGUGGAUGGAAAAAACGAAGCAUCUUUUGGGAUUUGCCUUAUUGGAGUUCUAAUAUGAUACGACAUAAUCUUGACGUAAUGCAUAUUGAGAAGAAUGUCUUUGAUAAUGUAUUUAACACUGUUCUUGAUGUUGAUGGCAAAACCAAAGACAAUCCAAAAACACGUCUAGAUGUUGUAAAAUAUUGCAAUCGGACAAAUUUGGCAAGGAAUCCUGAUGGAAGCUAUCCUAAAGCUGCAUAUACAAUAAAAAAGGAUAAAAAAAAGGUCUUGUUUGAUUGGUUGGAAGGUGUGAAGUUUCCAGAUGGUUAUGUUUCAAAUAUGAAUCGAUGCCUUGACACGGAAAAAUUUAAGCUAUUUGGGAUGAAGAGUCAUGAUUGUCAUGUGUUCAUGCAACGACUAUUGCCAAUUGCCUUUCGUGAAUUACUUCCUAAUAAUGUGUGGCAGGCUCUUACAGAGUUGAGUUUAUUUUUUAAAGAUCUUACUUCAACUACUCUUCGAGUGGUGGACUUGGAGAGAUUAGAGGUACACAUCCCACAAAUUUUGUGUAAGUUGGAACGCAUAUUUCCUCCUGGAUUCUUUAACUCAAUGGAACAUUUACCAGUGCACCUUCCAUAUGAAGCACGAAUUGCUGGUCCUGUACAAUAUAGAUGGAUGUAUCCUUUUGAAAGGUACCUACGAACUCUGAAAAAUAUGAUUGGGAACAAAGCUAGUGUUGAAGGUUCUAUUUGUGAAGCGUACUUGAUGGCAGAGUCAACACAAUUGUUUUCUCAUUAUUUUGAACCUCAUGUUAUGUCACGUCAUCAUAAUGUGACCCGUAACGAUGAUGGUGGUGUUAUGAAAGAUGUUGAAGGAAACUUAUCAAUAUUCACCCAUCCAAGCAGGCUAUCGGGAGAAGCAAAAAAAAGAGAUUUAUCUCUUGAAGAAAUUAAGGCUGCCCAAACUUAUAUUCUACUAAAUUGUCAAGAGCAUGCAUUGCAACGUUUGCAAGAAGAGUUCCCGAAUCUACCUCAAGAUCAAAUAGAUGAGAGUCUCGAAUCAUAUUUUUCUAUAUGGUUCAAGGAAUAUGUUCGAUCCAACCAUAUUGAAAAUGAAUACUUGAGUAGUCUUGCUCAUGGACCACUAAUAAGCGCAUGCGCUUAUCCAGUGUGUUUUGUUAAUGGAUACAAGUUUCACACAAUACAUCGCGGUAGUGUAAGAUCAACAACGAAUAGUAGAGUUUGUAUAUCUGAUCCAAAUGUUGGUGAUUACUAUGGAAAGAUACAACAAAUUAUACAAUUGGAAUAUCGUAGAGCACCUUUAAAGCAAGUUGUAUUAUUCAAGUGUGAAUGGUUUGAUCCAACAAUGAAUGUUGGUGUUAAGGAGCACAAUCAAUAUAAAUUGGUCGAUGUUAAUCAUCGUCGUCGAUUUAAAAAAUAUGAACUUUUUAUUCUUGCAAUGCAAGCAACUCAAGUGUGUUAUAUGCCUUAUCCUAGCUCAAAGAGGGAUAAGGAUGAUUGGUUAACUGUAUUAAAAGUCAGACCUAGAGAUGUUAUUGAAUCACCUGAUGAGGGAGGGAUCAAAAUACCAGAAUCAAAUCUUCCAUUCCAAGUUGAAGAAGUUGAAGUCCAUGAGAUAGAUAUGAAUAUUACUAUUGAUGAAGAUAUACCUCUGCAUGAUCCAAAUGGGGAGACAAUUGAAAUGGCUGAGCCAAUUAAUGAUGGUUUGUUAUUAGAGCACCAUGAAUUAGAAGAAGAAUCUACAGAAGAUGAAGGUGAAACUGAGGAUGAAACUGAAGAUGGGGAGGAUGAGGAUGAGGAGCUCGAAGAUGAAAUAGAUACAGACUAG
This is a messenger RNA of Solanum verrucosum, 3162 nucleotides long. RefSeq lists its product as uncharacterized. Lineage: Eukaryota; Viridiplantae; Streptophyta; Magnoliopsida; Solanales; Solanaceae. Bases 1 to 3162 code for a protein of 1053 amino acids. The transcript is spliced from 5 exons. The record is from RefSeq and is a predicted model, not a curated record.